This is a messenger RNA of Drosophila yakuba, 3732 nucleotides long. RefSeq lists its product as uncharacterized. Lineage: Eukaryota; Metazoa; Arthropoda; Insecta; Diptera; Drosophilidae. The coding region runs from base 135 to 2735 and encodes 866 amino acids. Gene Ontology annotation, cellular component: apical cortex. Gene Ontology annotation, molecular function: cytoskeletal adaptor activity. The transcript has 4 exons. Gene Ontology annotation, biological process: asymmetric cell division; establishment of mitotic spindle orientation; apical protein localization. The record is from RefSeq and is a predicted model, not a curated record.
CCAAAAGUAAUCAAAUGACACGUGCUUGAAAUACACAUUUUACUAUCCAUCGGUGGCGGCCUGAAACAACAACAACAACAAAAGCAUAAGCCAAACUUGGGAUUACCACGGCAUUGUUUAUACAAGAAAGCGGCAUGUCCUUUCAGCGCAGCUACAGCAAAGUCUGGUGGGGAUCGGAGCAGUCCUCCCUGACCAGCGGCGGUUUCUAUUCGAGCUUCAGCAGUGGGAGCAGCACAGCCAGCACAUCCCACAACUACCCACAAAGACAGCCCGCAUCCCUCGGCCCCCUGGGCAAUCUGUCCUGCAUCCAGGAGGUGGAGGACGAGCAGAACAGCUCCAAGCUAUCCUGGCACAAGCACGACAGUCCCGGCAGUUUGCGCAGUCAGGACUCGGGCUUCUCGGACAAUGAGGAAUCGCAUCAGUUGCAGCAUCAGCAGCACCCAUCCCCGCCAUCGUCCCAAUCCGAUAAGCAGCAAACGCUCACGGCCACGCCCACGUCCGUACAUUCGGUGGCCACGCCCCCAACGGUGGUGCGCCGCGUGGGCAACUCGUCGUUCUACUCACCGCUGAUCAGCGUCACGCGUCGCAUUUCCUUCACCAGCGGCCAGAUUACGCCCAAGGCGAGGUCGGGGGAUGAGGAUGCCGUGGAAGCGGAGCUGGAGGCCAGUCGCAGUCGUCUGUUCGAGCAGCUGGACAGCAUGAAACUGGACGAUGGAGAGGCAGAGGCUGAGGCGGAGGAGGAUUCACCACCGCGUCCGGCCAUCAGACGCCGCAGGCGACUGAUGCGUAAGCCCGCCCAACCGGAACCGGAAGCGGCUUCGGCCAGCGAGGAGGAGGAUGUGGUCAUAGCACCACCACCACCGCCGUACAAUAAUGAAACAGUUUACUUGGGCGAGGCGCCACCGCCGUACAACAAUGAGACAGUGACCUUUGGAGCCAGCGAGCAGGAUGAAACCCUCCAGCAGCAGCAGCCUUCCCCCUUGAGAGUCAGAGCCUUGCGCUUCACAGCCAGCACCAGCACACCCAAAAGUGGCUCAAAGAUAGCGAAAAGGGGCAAGAAGCACCCACAGCCCGUGGCCAGCUGGAUGUCGGAGCAGCGUUGGGAGUGCGAACCGGAGGUGAUGUGCACCCUGCAGCACAAAUCGAUUGCCCAGGAGGCGUACAAGAACUACACCAUCACCACCAGCGCAGUGUGCAAGUUGGUCAGGCAACUGCAGCAGCAGGCUCUGUCGCUCCAAGGCCACUUCGAGCGGAGUGAGCGGGUGCUCAGCGGACUGCAGGCCAGUUCGCUGCCGGAAGCCCUGGCCGGUGCCACCCAGCUGCUGUCCCACCUGGACGACUUCACCGCCACGCUGGAGCGACGUGGUGUGUUCUUCAACGAUGCCAAGAUCGAAAGGAGACGCUAUGAGCAGCACUUGGAGCAAAUUCGUACGGUGAGCAAGGACACGAGGUACUCGCUGGAGCGGCAGCACUACAUCAAUCUCGAAUCCCUGCUGGAUGAUGUGCAGCUCCUGAAGAGGCACACUCUGAUCACCCUGCGCCUGAUCUUUGAGCGACUGGUUCGCAUCCUGGUGAUCAGCAUUGAGCAGAGUCAGUGUGAUCUCUUAUUGCGGGCCAACAUAAAUAUGGUGGCCACCUUGAUGAACAUUGACUACGAUGGCUUUGCGUCGCUAUCCGAUGCCUUCAUCCAAAACGAGGCAGUGCGCACCCUGCUCGUGGUGGUGCUGGAUCACAAGCAGAGCUCCGUGAGAGCCCUGGCACUCCGGGCUUUGGCCACCCUGUGUUGUGCCCCCCAGGCGAUCAAUCAGCUGGGCAGUUGUGGCGGCAUUGAGAUCGUGAGGGACAUCCUGCAGGUGGAGUCCGCCGGCGAGCGAGGAGCCAUCGAGCGCAGGGAGGCAGUUUCGCUGCUGGCCCAGAUUACCGCCGCUUGGCAUGGAUCGGAGCACAGGGUGCCGGGUCUGAGGGAUUGCUCGGAGAGUUUGGUCGCCGGAUUGGCCGCUCUCUUGCAGCCGGAGUGCUGCACCCAAACGCUGCUCCUCUGCGCCGCUGCGCUUAACAACUUGAGCCGCAUGGAGGCCACUUCCCACUACUCCAUCAUGUCCAACGAGGCCAUCUUCCGGCUGAUCGACACCCUGGAACACCAGACCUGCGGCACGAGCGUCUUUCUUUAUGAGCAGAUCGUUGGGAUGCUGCACAACAUGUCGCUGAACAAGAAGUGCCACAGCCACUUGGCCAACGGCGUCAUCAUAAAUUUCAUCACGUCCGUGUACCAAACGGAAUUCUACCAGACCUACGGCUCACGUGCGGAGAGCGAUGCCCAGCGCCGCACCAUCAAGACCAUUCUGCACACUCUCACCCGGCUGGCCAGCGAUUCGCCGACCCUCGGAGCGGAGCUACUGGAGCAGUGGCAUCUGCCGGAUCUGCUGCGUCAAUCCCUGGCCCUCAAGCCUGCCAAUCCGCAGCACCAGCAGCAGCAGCACCUGGACAGCAGCUACGGCGGAGACAUAUCCCAGUUGACGCGACAACUGCUUGGCGCCCAUGGACAGGAGCAGCAGCUGCUGCUGGCCACUCCAGCGCCUGGCGGAUCCUUCUCCAGUGGCCACCAGACGCCCGAGGCACAAACCAAGACCAAUUCCAGUGGCAUGUCCAGCUCCAGCAGCAAAACCAAGGCCAAAUCUUCGUCGUCGUCGGCGCUGCUCAAAUUCAAUUUAACACGUCAGGAGAGUUUCGUCUAGUUUUCACCACCUGAGGAGGAAUGGGCUGCUCCAAGAACUCCAAGUGGAGCUGCACAGAGAAAAAUGUAGAGCCAAGUUGAUAUGUUAAUAAUAGCUACUAUAUCUUAUUCAAGCAAACCCACUAAGAGUAGUACAAGCUUUGACUUUUUUCUGAUAAAACUGCAAAGCUUUGUGAUAAAAUGUUUACUGGUACGAAUCAGACGAAUCAAAAGUACCCAAUGUUGACCCACUGUUUUCUCUCUGUGUGGACACGUUCUCCGGCCGGACACAAGCCGGAAACUCAGACGUGCGUCAAGUGUUAUUACUUUGUCUAGAAUGUUGCGUGACCCGUUUGGACUCGCUCCCCAGUCGCUUAUCCCUGCCGUAUCCUUGCUGCUGGAUGUAAACGAAGUAAUUUUUAUAUUUCCACUCAGGCAAACAAAACACACGGAGAGGCGGAGGGGCGGAGAGGCGGAGCGAGAUGCCAAAUAAAUAGGAAUACAAUUUUUGUUUAGUUAUUCUUAUUUCUUCUGCUUUUUCUGUUGCCGAGACAACUUUUGGCAUUCUUGUGUGCUUAUAACAAGAAUGCUCUUAAAGCACUGUUUCACUCGGCAGCCAGAUUUAUUUUAUCUUUCUGUUGAUGCAAAUGCAAGCUUGACAUUUUGCAUUCUUUUUGUAAAUAUUUUCGCAAAAAAUCCUUAACCUAAUACGCAUACCCACCCAUACGGCUGGCAACUUAAAAACCAAAAACUCGGAAAAUUCCUUAGCUGUAGAGAAGUCCUUUGUGCCAAAUAAAAUGAAAAAGAAAUUCGAAAUAUUUAUUUUGUCGGUACUUCAAGCAAUUAUAUUGCAUAACAUUGUAUUAUAUAUGUGUAUGAAUAUGUAUGGAUGUAUUUACGCUUUUCACCAAUGUUUGGAGCUAUUCAUAAGUUUAGCUUAAGAUUAUUAGAGCCACAUUGCUUACAAUGCAGUUACAAAUAUGUCGCUAAAAUAAAAUCAAGAUGUGUUUAAACAAUAA